This is a messenger RNA of Epithele typhae, 1800 nucleotides long. Its product is annotated as Fungalysin metallopeptidase-domain-containing protein. The record is from RefSeq and is a predicted model, not a curated record. The coding region runs from base 1 to 1800 and encodes 599 amino acids. Lineage: Eukaryota; Fungi; Basidiomycota; Agaricomycetes; Polyporales; Epitheliaceae. The transcript is spliced from 4 exons. Gene Ontology annotation, molecular function: zinc ion binding; metalloendopeptidase activity.
AUGUUCGCUUUCAAGAAUGUCUUUGCCUCCGUCUUCCUCGCGGUUCUCUGCGCCAGCACUGCAUCUGCGGGCCCUUUCCCCGCCCACUCCAAGUUUGCGACCCACCGCUCACGAGAGCUCACCCGGGACUUCAAGCUCGAGACUUACCACCCUGAGUCUUCCUAUGAGACUUUCGGGGCGGGCGUGGACCACCCGCUGUCGAAGCGCGCCGACGCCUCAAUCGAGGACUCCGCAGUCGCCUUCGUUCAGUCGCGCAUCAAGGGCCUCGCCGCGGACGCGGUGACCGUCAAGUCGUCGCACACGACCGACGCCGCGAGCCACGUCUACGUCAAGCAGACCCUGGCCGGCAUCCCGUUCGCCAACGCGGUCGCGAAUGUGGCCUUCAACAAGGAGAAAAAGGUCGUCGCCUUCGGGUCCUCCUUCGUUGAUAUCCCCAGCUCGAUGGCCAAGAUUUCGACCGAGCCCUCGGUCACAGCCGCAGGCGCGAUCGCCAGCGCGGAGGACACCCUUGCGGGAACAUUCGACGCGGAAGAGUUCCCCGAUCCCGCGCUCGAGUGGGUCGCGAAGGACGACGGCUCGGCCGUCCUUACCCACGUCUUCCAGGUCCGCAACGAAGAGGCGGGUACGUGGUACGAGGCGUUUGUCGACGCACACUCCGGCGAGCUCGUAUCGGUCAUCGACUUCGUGACCAAGGCUUCGUACCGCGUCCUCCCCAUCACGAAGGAAGUCCUCACUGAGGGCUUCGAGGUCGUCACCAACCCUCAGGAUACCUCCGCUUCGCCCAACGGCUGGCACACCGGCACGGACACCCAGGGCAACAACGUCAUCUCCUACAAGUCGUCACAGAGCUCGACGACGUCCCAGUCGGCCUCCGACCUCCUCUUCGACUAUCCGGUGGACACGUCUGCGCAGCCGACGACGACCGGGAACGUGAACGCAGCGCGGGUGAACACGUUCUACGUCGUGAACACGGUGCACGACGUGACGUACAAGUACGGGUUCACCGAGUCCGCGUACAACUUCCAGGCGGACAACUUCGACGAGGGCGGCAAGGGCGGCGACCGCGUCACGGUCUCCGUCCAGGACUCCGCCGGGACGAACAACGCGGACUUCUCGACGCCGCCCGACGGCCAGCCCGGGGCGAUGCGCAUGUUCACAUGGACGUACACGAGCCCGCGGCGGGACGGCGCGCUCGAGAACGACAUCGUCAUCCACGAGGACACGCACGGGGUCACGAACCGCAUGACCGGCGGCGGCACCGGCCGCUGCCUCCAGAGCACCGAGGCUGCCGGGAUGGGCGAGGGCUGGUCCGACGCGAUGGCCGACUGGUUCCACAAGACGUCGUCGUCGGUGCCGGACUUCGUGAUGGGCCAGUACGUGAUCAAUGACGGUGCCGGGAUCCGCAACUACCCGUACUCGACGUCGGCGGUGAGGAACCCGCUGACGUACGCGUCGAUCAAGACGCUGAACGAGGUGCACAACAUCGGCGAGAUCUGGGCGAACCUGCUCCACAACGUGUACGGCGCGCUCGUCGACGCGCUCGGGUUCUCCGCGGCGGCGCACACGGACCCGAGCGGCGGGGCGGGCAACGUCGUGUUCCUGCACCUGUUCGUCGACGCGCUCGCGCUGCAGCGGUGCAACCCGACGUUCGUGAGCGCGCGCGACGCGUGGAUCCAGGCGGACGCGAACCGGUUCGGGGGCGCGAAUACGUGCACGCUUUGGAAGGCGUUCGCGAGCAAGGGCCUGGGCGUGAAGGCGGCGAAGUACAACGACGACAGCACGCUCCCUUCGGAUUGCUGA